Teleopsis dalmanni is the source of this 789-nucleotide messenger RNA. RefSeq names its product glycoprotein-N-acetylgalactosamine 3-beta-galactosyltransferase 1-like. The record is from RefSeq and is a predicted model, not a curated record. The coding region runs from base 1 to 789 and encodes 262 amino acids. Gene Ontology annotation, cellular component: membrane. Gene Ontology annotation, molecular function: N-acetylgalactosaminide beta-1,3-galactosyltransferase activity. Lineage: Eukaryota; Metazoa; Arthropoda; Insecta; Diptera; Diopsidae. The transcript has 3 exons.
AUGGAAGCGCUUAAACGUUUAGGCCGAAAUCGUGUGACGCGUUUAAAUGAAUUUGGCCUCACCAAAGCAACAAAUCGUCGUAACUAUGCACAUUUACACACUUUAAUCGGUUUUGUGCUCGGUUUUUUGAUGGCAUUUGCCACUUUACUGUUCUAUGACCGCCAGUUGCUAUCAUGCGAACAAAUCGAGCAUCACAGCAUUUCCACAGAACAUUUUUAUGAUUAUUUUGUGAGCAGCGGCUUUGCCGUGAGCAGUAGUAGUAGUGGCGGUAGCAGUGGCAGUGAAAAUCUCAUCCGUGACAAUGAAUUUUUAAUCACUUCAACACAGUCAACACAAGGUUCAGCAAGUACAGCAGCAUCCGGUAGUGAAAAUGUUAUGGAUUUUACUGAAAUAGACCUGCAUCAACAUUUAGAGAGCGAGGUGCGCGUGCUGUGUAUGGUGCUGACCUGCCCUAAGUACCACAGCAGCCGGGCGGCACAUGUGAAGGCUACUUGGGGUCAACGUUGCACGAAACUAAUAUUCGUAAGUAGUGUUCCUGAUGAGGAAUUGGGUGUAGUGAAUGUCAUCGAUGAAGAAGCGGAUACUUAUCAUGAUUUAUGGAACAAAACGCGUGAAGGAUUUCGUUAUGUACACGAGCAUUUUUUAGAUGAUUAUGACUGGUUCCUAAAAGCGGAUGACGAUACUUAUGUUAUCAUGGAAAAUUUGCGAUACAUGCUCUAUGCUUAUAGCCCUGAUAUGCCCAUUUACUUUGGCUACAAGCUCAUCCGAUACAAACUUGUAAGUAUUUAA